Molecule: messenger RNA, 14224 nt
Organism: Odontomachus brunneus
Lineage: Eukaryota; Metazoa; Arthropoda; Insecta; Hymenoptera; Formicidae
Gene: SK
Product: small conductance calcium-activated potassium channel protein
Exons: 11
Coding region: 1-2949 (982 amino acids)
Biological process (GO): potassium ion transmembrane transport
Cellular component (GO): neuronal cell body; neuron projection; plasma membrane
Molecular function (GO): calmodulin binding; small conductance calcium-activated potassium channel activity
Source: RefSeq, a predicted model, not a curated record
AUGAACACGAACGGCAACGCGGUUGGUCAAGAAGGUGGUGCCGGCACCGAUUACGGCGGCAAUGAGGAGACGGCCGCCCUAUUGGGCAGACAACCGCCGCCGCCGGUCGUGGUGGCCGCGGCGUCUCAGGGCAAGCCGGUGCUCACACGGCAGGAUCGGGCGACCUUCCUGGUCGCCUCGCCGCAAUUGUCCGUAUCCGGGCUCGGCGGCUCCGAGGAAAGCGGCACCAAUGAGGACCCGGCGACCAGAUCGGUACCGGACAUUGAGCUUCACUGUCGACUGGACGGCGAGCCGCAGGUCCCGCAGCUUCCGCAGCAACAGCAACAGCCGCAGCACCAGCAGCCGUCGCAGUUGCAGGCACACCGUUCCUCCAGGCAGUCGCAUCAGUACAGAUGCAGAUGCGACCGAAGGGACUCCCUCGCGCCCACCUCGGCUCUUCAUUUGGCCCGUAGCGUUUCCAGAGAGAGCGUGAAAAGCGGCCACCACUGUUGCCCGUGUCAGGCGCCGCCGCCACCGGUGUUGGUAACCACGUCGCCCAGCACGCGCAUAAUACGGCAGAGUUCGCAGCCGGAGGCAUCCGCGUGCUGUUGCUCCGGCUGUUGCUGCCCGCUGCACACCGGCGCGGCGCCGAGCGCCGCCUCGCUGCGGCAACUCCGCGAGCCGGGGGACGGAAUCGCCGGCAUCGCCGCGGACUCGCUGCGGAUCAAUGGCGGUAUACGACAGUUCCGGCAGUUCCCUUGGUGGUGCAAGUCGUCCUCGGCGACGAUGUCGGCGGCGGCGGCGCCCUCCACCACGGCCACGGCGCCCGGCCCAGCCUCCGCCGGCGCCGCUUCCGGCUCUCAGGGCGCCCAGGGCGUCGUACUCUGUCCACGCACGCUGUCGCAGGUGCGACGAUCACGACUACGCCGGGCCCUCACCGAGGCAACCGCCGAGACCGUCAACUACGUCAAGACGCUGCGGAAGCCAGUGUCGACUCUCUCGAUCCCGGGGGCGAUGAAGAACAGUGGCGGGGUGGCCGGCGGGGGCGGCUCGGGGGCGGCAGGGGUGGCUGCCGGCUGCGGCAGCGCCGGGGGCGCCGGUGCCGGCGAGGACCCCGGAGUCUCCCUCGUGAGCGUCCACAACGAGUAUCCCCGUUACAUGGACGAUCGCAUGCUGGCCGGCGGUGGUGGCUCCCUUAAGGGUCAGUCCGGUGGCAGCAUCGGGCCCGGGUCCAAGCACAAGCCGAACGUCGGCUACCGGCUGGGCAAGCGGAAGGCCCUCUUCGAGAAGCGCAAGCGCAUCAGCGACUACGCCCUCGUGAUGGGCAUGUUUGGCAUCAUCAUAAUGGUCAUCGAAAACGAACUGUCCAGCGCCGGCAUUUACAGCAAGGCCUCGUUUUGGUCGACAGCACUGAAAACCCUGAUCUCUGUGUCUACUGUGAUACUGCUUGGCCUCAUAUUUGCUUACCAUGCCUUAGAAGUUCAGUUGUUCAUGAUCGAUAACUGCGCGGACGACUGGCGGAUCGCGAUGACCUGGCAGCGGAUCGCGCAGAUCUCGUUAGAGCUGGUGAUUUGCGCGAUCCACCCGAUUCCGGGCGAGUAUUACUUCCUGUGGACGACCAAGCUGGCGAACAAAAACGGCGACAUCGGCUCCAAGUGGGUGCCGUACGACGUGACUCUCUCGCUGCCGAUGUUCCUCAGGCUCUACCUCAUCUGCCGGGUGAUGUUGCUGCAUUCGAAGCUCUUCACGGACGCGUCGUCGCGCAGUAUAGGGGCCUUGAAUCGCAUCAACUUCAACACCAGGUUCGUCCUCAAGACCCUGAUGACCAUCUGCCCCGGCACGGUGCUUUUGGUGUUCAUGGUCUCCCUGUGGAUCAUCGCCUCGUGGACGUUACGACAGUGUGAGAGGUACCAUGAUGAAGAACACGCAAAUCUCCUCAACGCCAUGUGGCUCAUCGCCAUCACGUUCCUGAGCGUCGGUUUCGGCGACAUCGUGCCCAACACAUACUGCGGUCGAGGUAUUGCCGUCUCCACCGGAAUGAUGGGCGCCGGAUGCACAGCUCUAUUGGUGGCGGUCGUCUCCAGAAAGCUCGAGCUUACGCGUGCGGAGAAACACGUGCACAACUUCAUGAUGGACACACAAUUAACGAAGAGGUUGAAGAACGCCGCAGCAAAUGUAUUGCGGGAAACGUGGCUGAUUUACAAGCACACCCGCUUGGUGAAGCGCGUCAAUCCCGGACGCGUGCGGACCCAUCAACGGAAAUUCCUAUUGGCUAUAUACGCACUCAGGAAGGUGAAAAUGGAUCAGCGUAAAUUGAUAGACAACUCCAGCACCAUAACGGACAUGGCCAAGACGCAGACCAACGUCUACGAGAUCGUCUCGGACAUGAGCACGCGACAGGACGCGCUGGAAGGGCGUUUGGAGAGCGUGGAGAGCCGUCUGGCCGGCCUAGAUGAGAAGCUGACAUCGUUGCAGGGUCAGCUGGAGCUGCUGCCCGAGGUGCUGACCCGCUGCUUGGCCCAGCACGCGGAACGGAUGGAGCAGCGGCGUAACUUCCUCCACCCAGACACGGCGGUGGCAAUGGCGACUUCCGGUGGCGGUGGUGGCAGCGGCAGCGGCGGCGGUGGUGGUGCGAUUUCGUCGGGGACGAACCUGGGCGUCUCUGGCGGUAGCACGUCGGCACACCACCCUCUCGCUAGUCUCUCCAACUCACCCCUCUUGCCACACUCGCGUAGUGUACCCAGCGCGCCCAGCACCAUGUCCCUACACCCGUGGCCGGUCAGUCCGGUCCUUCCCCCCGUCUCCAGCCGCACGCCCCACCUGGUGCCGGAAACCGGCAGGCAUCAUGGCCUCAGCCACUCCGCCACGGCGACCGCUACAACCUCGCAGUCGGUCACCAGGCUCACCUCGCAGGCCGGCAUGGGUGGGCUAGGCAACAGCCAAGGCUCGGACACGUCGGCGCACAGCUGAGUCUCGUCUCUGCAGCCGCAGCAUUCGUAUUAAGGCCCCUCCUGAGGCUGGUUUCCGCGUAUCACAGACUGCGGUUAGUGUCACCGUCACGGUGCACCAUUAUGAUCGGUAUAUAAGUAUACUGCCGGGAUAUAAUCGCACUACGAUCGAAUACGAAGGUCGGUCAGUCGGUCGGUCGAUCGGAGGUUUGAUUCUUCGCACAAACGAACGUGAAAAAGACUCCCGUCUAGAGCGGUGUUUCCCCCUCUAUGUCAGCCAUGUUUAUAUCCGCAACGGUCCACUAUAAUAGAACGGUCUGUGUUUACUUUUGUCGCACUAUUACGGUAGUCGUUGUCUUGGUCUCGUCAGUGUUUUCGUUGAAAAAAAGGAAAAAGUGCAAAAACUAACAGCAAGAUAGUUUCAACUAUGGGAUCCGCUUUCUAUUUUAGACACGGUUGUUCCUCGCGAACGACUACACAUCGAGCUAUAUACAGUGGAUUUUGCGCACAGAUGCGUAAAUUAGUUCGCCGCGAGCGUAUACGCGUACAAAUUUCCUUGGCAUCCUCCUUGGCGAUUAUUUCGAAACCCACAUUAAAAAGUCGAAGCCUGUUUUUUCUACGUAUACAUAAAGCACUUUUCCGUUCAUGACCUAUGAUUCUCGCUUUCGCAUGGACCACAGCCUGGAGAUAUGAUAGUCGGAUGCUGUGUGGAGAAGCAUUGCUCUAAGUGAGAGUUCUGUAGUGACCAGAUUGCGAUACCGCGGUCUGUUUUUCGUGUGAAACUCGUCUAACGAUGGGCCUUCUUGCGUCCUGCGCGUACCUUCGAGUUCCUUCUGAAGAAGUCACGCUCGCAGCAAAAUUCAGUCAAAGCUGCGUGGCGUGCAGAGUAUCGCGCGAUUGGGGUUGAAGAAAGGAGGAGGACGGAGGCAAGAACUGUCCAAGUGCCACUCUAUGCGUGUUCUUAACAUAGUUACCAUGAGUCUCAUACACUCGGCAUUCAUCUUUCCUCCAGCAAACUCCUCAAACAUCUAAUCCUAUUUCCCGCAAACUUUUUAAGAUCUGCUCUGAAAAAGCAGAACUGAUAGUAAAGUCGAACAAAGUAGCACUGUCGACGACAAACUUCAUCAUUCAGGUCACAAAAACGAUAUUUUAUUUGAAAUUGGGAAAUCACUGUUAGAAGUAGCCAUCAUAUUUGGUUUGGUUAUAUCUCUCGAUAUCCUAUUCACAUUAACCCUUUAAUCGCCUACUUUGAUCAGCCGUUUUUAUCGAAUCCCUUCCAGCCCCCAAGUUUCGCUUGCCAAUUUCGAUGAAAGUAUGCAAUCAAGAGGUUGGGAUAUUAUACAAGUACACAGUUAAAUGGUUAGAAGUAGUGCAAAAUAUGACAAAAACGAAGAAUCGGCACGGUCCAUAUUUGGCAAACGGAUCGGACAACCGGAUUGACCGGUCUCUAUUGAUCGAUCGAUCCCCGUAACGGACGAGAAGGAGAGGAACUCUCGAGGUACGCGCGGCUUCUUCCACUGGCUGCGCGCUGCUCCCCUGCCCAACUUGCGUGCCUGAAUAACUGUUUUCUUAAUAACUAAAUGUACAUUCGACACAGAAAUUCCACCUUGUAUCUCUGUAUACCUCGUGAAGAGCGCGGACGGGCACAACGUGUGUGUAUAAGAAGAGCAUGUGCGGACAAGGAUUAGCCCGGAGGUGAAUCAAGCUGGCUCUUAAAGCCCGUGUGCAAUGAAGUUAAACUGUCCUUAACCACGCUAGUCGGGGAGUGCUCAAAAGGUCUCCCACUCUAGCUGCUGAGCACUAAGGCCCGUAUUCAUACCUCACGUUCAGAGCUAAGCGUGACCGUCUGUGCUUCUCAGUUUGAGGUAACUUUGUAUAACGAGCCUCGUACGAGGUAAGCAAAUAAUUAAGUGCCAUACAUCAUCUAUAAUCUUUGAUGUUUCAGUAGCUAAAAGCUAAAAUUUUUGUUACUUACAUUAAUUACUACUGUGUAUUGGCCAUUGAACUAAUUAUUACUGUGUAUUGUACUGAAUGUACAUUGAAUUAAUUAAUUAUUGCUAUGUAGUGGCCAUUUUUAACGAAACUUAAAAACACACGGUCAUAUUUAAUGAUUGAACAUGCGAUACCAAUACGGACUUGAUACGAUAUUAAUUAUUAAUUAUUUUGACUGUUACCUCUCUUUUAAUUAUCCUCUACCGCUUACCGGUCAUCAUCCUUCUCGGCCUACUCAUCGGUGAAAUGAGAAAUUAACGAGGUUAUUUAUGAAUUUAUACAUUGCACCGGAGAUUUUUCCUGCUGGAUGGCAUCCAAAGGCGCGCUUUAAGAGCCGGUAUGAACCCGACGGGUGUCCGCAAAACGAAUAGAGGGAGAAUGCAAAGUGAUCUUAUCCGCUUUAACGUCCGUAGGUUACAUAGGAUAUUAUAUUGUUAAUGUAUACUUGUACAUGGCGCACGGGUACAAAAGCGGCUGCUUUCCAUUGAGGGGAAGAGGGAGGGGGGUUGAAGAUUUUUUAUAAUGGGGCAGCUAUCGCGCGAAGAGAUAGCGCGGUGCGCGGGGGGUAGGCUUAAUUAAACGGAUCGACCAGACAAUGGGAAACUACUUAUUUGCCAACGACUUCCCGUUCGGAGGCGUUUACCAGGCUUUUUUAUUCACCGUGUCUCGUCAUUCAAAUAUCCUUGUAUUGUUGAUUUACGAUUAUGCAAGUCCCAUAUAAGAAAUGUAAGUUUCCCAGAAGAACUUAACAUUAACAUUAACAUUAUUUAUUUUAUAAUAAUUAUUAUUUUAUCACACGUUUUAUUUUUAUAUUAUUUUAUUUUUGCUCAUAUAUAAAUAUAAAUAUAUAUAAAUAUAAAUAAAUAUAUAUAUAUAUAUAUAUAUAUAUAUAUAUAUAUAUAUCAUCGUUCAAGAUAUAAUUCGGAGAAAUUAGUCUCCAAUAGUCAUUCGGCUCAGGAGAAACGUUAUUUCGUGAAUGAAGAGGCCUGGUGCGUCGAAAGUGCAGGGUGUUCCGAAAAGAACCGAAUACAAAAUUAACGACUGAUCGACUUCAGAUCUGAAGAGCCUGGAUUUACCAGCGCAAGUUGCUCGAUUUCUUCCGGAACACAAUGUACAUAAUUCGCGGCCAUAACGCAGCGCGUAUGUUCAUUCUUUCCGACGCGAUUUGUCCCGAAGAUGUUCAGAUCUCAAUGCACCGGCACGACGGUGUUUGUUAGCGCAACCAUAACCGUAUUGGUCGACACGCGACAACUGAGAUUUUAUCGAGGUUCUUCAAGGCGAGCUCGAACAGCUCUGAUCCCUUUAGUGUGAAACUGGACAUGAAAGUUUUAGAAAACGUGUGCGGAAAACCUUUAGUUAAUUUAGACCUCUUAAAUUAUUCUCUGCAAAACAAAUGGAUCAAGAUAAAAGAAUUAGCACGUACUCGUUUUAUAUAAGAAUAAAAUCGCUUGUUUUUUAUAAAAAACAUUUCGUUCUAAUCAGAAAAAAUCUUUAUUUAUUUGGCCAUCUUCUAAUUUCCCUAAGUCUAUUUUGGAAGUGUUUUAGUGGUAUUUAGUCAUUAGUGUUAGUAUUUUAGCACUAUUAACAACAUCAAAUUUAUUCAGAUUUAACUGAUAACUUCAUCAAUUUCUAUUAAUUAAUGUCGCAGAAGGGGAAAGAUCGGUCGAGCCGCCUUCAAUAUCUUCGACCGUUCGUUCACAAGAAAAAGCUCACGCGGAAAAAGCUCACUAACGCGGAUAAAGCUGGGACCUGGUUUGUCUUGUCCGUCAUCGUUUCAUUUCGAAAGCGUAGUUUCGCGGCUAAUCGCAACGCGAAACGGGACCAAAACAGACACAAAUUUCACAACGUUCUCAUAUACUGUCCCUUUCUCUCUCUGUCUUUCUUUCUUUUCUCCCUUCAUUCCUUCCCUUUUUCUCACAGUUGGGCAGACUUUCCAUCUAACAAAAGAACAUAUGAUAAGAGAAAAUACACUUUGCUAAUCUUUAUUAAAUUAAAAAUAUUCAUUCGAGUAGAGGUUAUUUUAUUAGGAAAUAAUAAAGAAUAUCUCUUAUUGACUUCUUUAAAAAAUUUACGUGUUAUUAUGACAUAUUUCCUUUGUUUUUAUAGUUUGUACACAUGAUAGAUUACACGACGGCAAUCCUGUCGUAAAGACAAUUAGACAUAUUAAUAUAACAAAAGGAUUCAUAGGAAUUCUCCUCUUUUUCCAUAAAAAAGGCUGUGUUAAACUUUUAAUUAGUUUUAUAAUAACCUAUAUCUAUCUGACUUAUUGUUAAUCUGAGAAUUAUUCGAUGGAUGAUUUAUUCACAGAUAUAAGCGAAAGAGAUGAAAAAUGUAUUAGAAAGCUUUCUUCUGUAAUGAAUAGAACGUUUCAUCUUCGAAUAAAAAAAGCAAAAAAUCGCCUCUUGUCAAAUUAGAAUAAAUUUCCAUUCGGAAUUCGAAUAAAAAAGUUAUCUCGCGCGCGGGAACGAAGAUAACUUCUUCAUUUAUUCGAUCUUUUUACCCGACAGAAAUUUUCGAUCGACUAAUGUCCAACUCGCCUGUUUUUUUCCAGUGUUAGUUUCUUUUAAUCAAUUCUUCCUGAACUUUUCCGGCGUUCCCUCCUCCCUCCUUUCUUCAUCUUUCUUCUCGCUGUUUUUCAUUAUUUACUUUCAACCACUGUUUACAUCCUGUUCAAGAAGCAUUCCUCUUUCGCGCGCGACUAAACGCACUGGACACGACAACUCUACGAUAUUUUUAUAUAGAUUUCUUAAAAGUGCAUUAUGGUGCCAGGAAGACCAUGCCAAGUAUAAAAACGUAAAAAUAUAAAACGGUUUCAAUAUUGGAUCUUUAGGCGAUAGACACCGACUCUAUGAUAUUGUUAGUAGGUAAUACCAUGAGUAUAUAGAUGAUUACCGAAUUCUUCGAUGUAGCGAAGCUACGUGAGGUCACUUUCUUGAUAAAAGAAUCGAAUGGAAAAAGGAAACGCAAUCUGGAAAAAAAAUGCAUUCGUCGCGAACUGCGCUUAGAGCGCAGACCUGAGAACAUUGGAUCCAUGGAAUUUUCAAUUCUUACAUCCGUAAGUCUUUGGAGCUAUGGUUGUUUGAAACACUAUGGGUUCUCGAAAUUUUUAUUUGUGAAAAAACUACGAAUCCCUAGAAUUUGAAAUCUUUAAAGUUUUCAUUAUUAUAUACGCUAGAACUCUGGAAAAAUUCUAUGGAAAUAGAUCUGCAAAAAUCCCAGUUUACGCAAUUACAAGUUUACAUGAUGUCACGAAAACUUAACUGUUUGUCUAGAACACGGGAUUCAUAAAAAUUCAAAGUCUUGCAUUCUUUAUUUAAUGGGACAUGUGGGACUGAAUUUUUACAUUCUCAAAAUAUUGAACCCAAGAAUUUUCAAAUUCUUAGACUCUCGGGUUCGUAGAUUACCGAGUUCUCAAAUCUCGAUUUAAUGUACGCGAACACAGAAAGUGGAACGGUUCCUUUUCUCUUAUUAGUUUAUUGCAACAAUAACUGGAAUCGCGAACGAUUAAUAAUUUCGCGACGCGAUGAGGACUGCAUGCGCACUUUUUAAGGGCCAACCGUGACGCGAUAUUUCACACGAAGGGCGAAAAAAUUCAAGGGAGAGAGAGUCGAGGAUCGAAAACGGUGAUCGAUUGGAACUCUUUACACGCAAUUAGCUAACGAAAAAGUAGAUGAAACAAAAAACAGAAAAAAAGUUAAGUGCGCGCGAGCGCAGUCUCGGGCGAAUUUAUAUGAGCAUUACGGUUAUUACUAUCUAUAUUCGUUUAUGAUUGUUAUUGUUAUGAUUAUUACGAAUUAUCGUCAUGACGAUAAAUAACGGUAGCGUUUAAACGGUUUUAACUCUCAGACACUUUACAGAGCUCUUAUACCAACAUUAUACCUAGCGGGCUGUCGCCGUGUAACUGUUACGUAAAAUGACCAACAAUUAUUAAAAUAAUGUAUUACCUAUUAAUCUAUAGGGUGAUCUAGCGACCAUGUAUUAAGGAAACGUUCUUUUUAACGAACUCUCUUUUCCUCUCUAUCUCUAUCUCUCUUUCAAUAUUUUGAGAGCAUUCGAAGAACACACAUAAGACGCAGCGUAACAUGCAUUGUUGUUAGACCUGUGCUGUUAAUAUCGUCGUCAUCAUCACUACGCUCGUUCAAACAAUCUCAAAAAUCUCAGAAAUUUUCUUUACUCUCAUUAGAACACCGAUAUCUAAUUCGUCUAGUUUUAGUCGCUCGACACCAUCGCCGAUUUGAAAGAUCCAAAUCGGAAAAUAUAGAACCUUGAAGAUUGGCACUUCAAAUAUCUCUUCCGACCUUCGAACUUUUUAAUCUUGGCAUCGGGAAUUUUAGAAUUUUUAUUUCUUAGAUACGUGAAUCGCGUUAGAACUCGGAAUUCUUUGGGAAUUUCGAUCGUUCGAACUUUCAAAUAUGUGCGUGCGCGUGUGCCUCUAUUUCCGACUACGUCCGUCUGUAUUUAAAUAUGCGUUUGUGUGUCUGAUGUGUGUCUGUGCGUGCGUGCAUGCACGCAGUUUGCCAUCUUAAGUCCUUGAGGAAUUCUGAAAUUUUAGCUCCUUUAGGAUCUUAUAACCCUAUAAUUAAAGUCUCGAAUUUUUACAAGUUCUUACAACUUUCUUUAAGACCUUAGAUCCAUGAAAUCUCGGGCAUUUUAGACCACGCGUCUUUAGAUAACUUUGAAUUUAGAACAUUGUCUCGACUUUGGUUUGUUGCAGUGAGUCCUGAAUUCUUCGAAAAAUUUUAGUCCUUAGAAAAUAUUGAAGAAUUAAAUUUUAGGAUGAAGUCUGGACAAAAAAUAAAAUCUUGGGACGUCAUCAUCGCCAUCACGGCGUUACGCGAAUGUAGACGCAAAUUUCCAUCCAUAUGUAAAGUGCUCUAUAAUUUUCAUUAUAGAGCCAUUGAGAUGCAACGUCAUUGAACGCGUUAUGAUGCGCUAUGAUCUUUGCCAUCGAUAUUCAACAUCGCUGGACACUAUACAUCUUCGCCAUUACAACUCGGUAUUGUUUGCAACAUACGACGCAACUAUAAUACUUUCCCAUUUCAUCAUGCACAUGAUACCAUACCAUUAAUAAUAUAUUCACGAUCUUGGAACAAAACGGACUACUAUUAACGACUAGAAAAAGUUUUUCCCUACAGGUUUAGGGCAAUAGAUCUAUGCAUAUAUAUACAUAUAUAUAUAUAUAUACAAACAUACACAUACUCACACUCAUAUAUAUAUAUAUAUAUAUAUGUGUGUGUGUGUAUAUGAGUGUGAAUACAUACAUACAUACAUAUACUCUAACUCAGUUAAUAUGAUAUCGUGUAAGUUGUUACCACUAAUUAGUCUCGAUUACUUUACGACGGCGGACAUAGGACAAGGCACAAAUUAGACGUAUAAUUACGUACAUAUAUAUAUAUAUAUAUAAAAAAAUAUAUAUACAAAUAAAGUAAAGUAAAACAUAUGAUUAACUGAAACACAUUCAUUAGGAAGGACGAAGACGCACUGUUAAAGGCGUGCGAGUGCAUCAUCGCGAUAGAAACUUCGUAGGGCUAAAGUGGUUUUGAUACUAUACGAAGCACCGAAAGCGAACUUUUCUUACGAUGAGACUUAUCGAUAUUUUUUUAGACUCCGCUAACGAAUCGACUAACUAUGUUAAUCGCGCGCAUGCCAAUCGCGGCGAACGGAAAUUCGCGGCACGUUGACCGGUUAACGCGUUCCUAUUAACGCUCCAGCCGAUUUCCCAUCUCCCGUUGAUCGACUUUCAAUACAUAUGUGGACUCUGAAACCUUGGUUCCUUGAAACCCGAAUCUUCGCGACUUUAUAUGCACCUUUAAGACUGGAAGUGUCUUGGGGACUUCUCGAUCAGGGAUUCUGGAAUGUUUGAUCUUUAGUGCGCGCUUUGAAGAUUCAAGAAUCUCAUAUAAUUAAAAUUCCAUUUUUAAGAAUUCUUUACUUUUAGAAUCUUAAAUUUUUUAGAACUUAGUAUUCUUGAAACCUCCGUUUCUGAAAGCUGGCUUAUGCUUCACAACUGUUUAAUUAUUAUCUUUAUUAGACUCUGAAUAUUUAUAACUUUUCAGUCAGAAUUAUAAAUUCCGGAAUGUUUGAUCCUUAAAAUAAUAGAUUUAAAAGCAUUAGAUCUCUCGAACUUUGAACUAAUUCUGGGUUGGACUAGAAAUCUCGGAAUUUGUAGAUGCUGUUUUGGAACCUUGGAUUCAUGGAUGUUCUUCCAAAAUUCCAACAUUUAUUAACACUGUCAGAUCGAUACCCUACAAUGACCUUACUAAUGCUGAUUCACCAAACAUUCAAUAAUACGACGCUGUCAUUAUCUGCCAAUCGAAAUUUCAAUGAAGCACAUUUAGAAAUAAAAUACGAUGUAGAAAGAAACACAAGAUACUGCCCGCCGAUCCUAAAAGAAAUGCAUCAUUUGAUAUCAAUACUUUUGCCUCAGCUAAAUUUUAUUUUCACUGCGUGAAUAAAAAAGAAAAACGAAGAAAUUAUGAUUGAUGAAAAGAAACAGAGGAUAAGAGAAAUCUACAACAUCGCUCUCGCGAAUUUUUAAAGAAAAUCGGUUUGUAAUUUUUAGCGAACAACUUUAGAAACUUUUCCCAUUAUAUUUAGUAUUAUAUUUAGUAAGCUGUAAUUAAGGUGGUGUCUAAGGAAAAGAACACAUUAACAAAUCAUAUGUAGAACGUAACAAAUGAAUGUAAAGAAUAUUUGUCUUUAUUUUAUCCAAUAGGAUGCUUUCGUGGUCCAACCUGAUUAGUAGUCGAUAGAGUUGUAACUGGCUGACAGUAUUUUAUAAGACGACUUUUUUUUAAAAGACUUUAAGCUGAUUCUCUUCACACAAUCUUUAGAUCUUAGCUUAUAUGUGUCCUUUUUCCAGUCACCGUGUUAAAUUGCUUUCUUAUAAGCUCCUUCUAAUUUCCAUAAACGCACUUCGCGAAAUUGUUCGGAUAUUUUAGUUUUCACGCGUAUUUCCCGAUCACAGGAUGUCCUGUUCACGCUUGUUCAUAUGCAAUCUCAUGAUAUACCCCUAUAUACGAUUCUCAGACUUUGUCAGGUCUGUACUCGUGCUAUAAAUGAUACUUCGAGACUCAUGCGAUUCGCAAAGCGAUCGCCUAGAGGGACGUUGGGAGGAUCCUCUUGAAGGACUCCUUCUACGCUGCAUCUUCUGUGUAUCCUUUCGAUAUCGAGCCGACUCAACGAGUCGAGUUCACAAGGAUGUAACACACAGAGUGUCAUGUUAGUACUUUACAUCGUUGCCCCAAGGACAAUGUAAGCGUUACAUGCAGUUUGAUGAACGUUUUUAUAGUUAUAAUUAUAAUUACAUUGUUUUCUGACGUUUUCAUUUUUCUUUCAAGAAAUAUAUGCAAUUGUAAGUCCCGGAAAGGUGACGAUCUUUAGUUUGAAAUUCCGAUUUUUGCAAUGCUGGUUCAUCAAGAGCACGAAUCCUUUGAAUCCUUAGAGAGUUCCUUGUCAUCUAGUAUUCAUCAAAAUGCAAGUUUUGAUGGUGUCCUCGAAGCUCUGCGGCGUUUUACAAUUUUGAGAUCGUGAGCGAGUGUCGAUUUAAUGUUGAAUAUACAAAUUUAAAAUUGCGUAUCAUUUAAAAAAUACAAACGCUCAGAACUUGGAGUAUCCUCGGGACCUGAAUUUUGGAGAUUGCACGUUCUCAGGAUUAUGAAACAUUGAAUAAAGUAUCUUGCACUCUCAAAACCUUACAUGAGCUCCGAGACUUGAAUCUUGGAAUCCUGGAACUCUUUCAAAUUCUGUAUGUUUACGGUUUAACUUUUUGACUGUAACGUAUAAUUAUAACUAUGUCACGUCGAAAUGGUAUGUUGUCGGUAUUGUAAUGACGUUGUGACGAUCGUCGAGACAGUCAGGCACUUCUGUGAUUUCUAGACUUGAACGAUGUAACGAUGUUGAGUUUGUCACUUAACAAAAAUUCACGCGAACGAUAGUGCUCGUCCUGCGUCAGGAUACGGCGCGCAGUCACCUGACGAAGGAGUUCGUUUCUCAUAACUAGCCAUUUGAGCUUGUGCCAACUCUUUCGCGAGACAUAACUCUUUAAAUACCGGACAAAAGGCGAUUCUCGUUCAUAUAUAACAGUUAUAUAAAUGAGUCACAUGUGACUUAGAAAAAUAUUAUUACAUAUAAUCGCCUCGAAUCUAACACUGAUUGUAAUAAUUUCGCUCUUCUCACUAAUUAUUAAUCGAAUAUUAUUCCUCAACUUUUUUCUCUACCUAAUCUAUAAAAGCAAAUCUUUUAGUUGUGUACAUUUGUACACGUACAGUUAUUUUCGUAUUAAAUUAAUUAUUCUGUUUGUCGACGCUCUGAACUCUUUAAGAUAUCGAACGCUAUAUAUAAUAUGUAUGAUCGUAUAAAGAACGUAACUUAUAAAUUAAAAAAUAAAUAAAAUAUCGCGAAAACUGUUAUUUUAUGGACUUGUGUUUAUCAAGAUCCUUUUGCUCGCACUUUAUCAAUCAAGUCAAUCAAGCCUUUUUUACCUGCUAUUCUAAAAGAUACUAUAAACAAUGAUCAAAAUAAUAAAAUUAUGUUACAGAAAUUCAGCAAGAAAAUAUUUCAAGAAUGAGAGAAGUCGACUCGCUGCUAACUACAAUUAGCGUCAGUUACGACGUGCGAUUAUGAUCACUAUUAAUAUUUUAAGAGAAUAGGGAAGAGUGCUAUCGUUCGUGUUGCUUAAUCUAAAUGAACAAAUCCCACGCAACGAAUCUUGAAAGUAGUCAAUAUCUAAUCAAUUCCGAGGAUAGGAUGAACUUAGAGGAUAAUUAAAUCGAAGAAAAGGAUGAAGGGAAGCGUAACCCCAAUAAAUUUGUAAGCGACGGGACGUUUCGACGGAACGAUAAAUAUCUUCCAUUAGACUUCGACAUCAACGGCAGGAAAGCGUUGUGACGAGUUUUGCCAUACAUUGUGGGGUGCAAUUACGCGAAGUAUGUACAUACGUCACGUGUAUUAAUUAUAAUAGCGGCGACAGGAACGUAGCGCAUAUUUUUAAAGGAGAGAAAAAUAUACGAACGCCAUGGCACUAAACGAUCGAUUGAAUUGCGAUCCCGCGUUAAAAAUAGGGCUCCCGGUCGAUACUCGAAAAACUAGCGUAAUCAAGCUGAUCGAUCAUUAUUUACGAGGGAGGGAACGCGCGUAUGUAACUAUACGGUAUCUAUGAACCAACUCGUUUUCAUGCCGAAAACAAAUAAAUUUGCAAGACAGGAAGGAUGCGUUCUGGCGUUUUUAUUCCCCAUCUAUCGAUCCUGACAGUUGCCGUUAUAGUGACAGGGCUCGUUUUUUAAAUCAAAGAGAUGCUCCAAGCG